Scleropages formosus (Asian bonytongue) is the source of this 1740-nucleotide messenger RNA. RefSeq names its product adenosine A2b receptor (gene adora2b). The transcript is spliced from 3 exons. Gene Ontology annotation, biological process: vasodilation; G protein-coupled adenosine receptor signaling pathway; adenylate cyclase-activating G protein-coupled receptor signaling pathway. Gene Ontology annotation, molecular function: G protein-coupled adenosine receptor activity. The record is from RefSeq and is a predicted model, not a curated record. Lineage: Eukaryota; Metazoa; Chordata; Actinopteri; Osteoglossiformes; Osteoglossidae. Gene Ontology annotation, cellular component: plasma membrane. Bases 418 to 1428 code for a protein of 336 amino acids.
CUGAAAAUGUGUGUGUGGGUGUUAAGUGCUGCAGGGGAUACGCGUCGCCCACGAGAGAAGCUCGACGUGUGAAACCCACAGCUCGUGUCGGGCGUGGCCGUAUCGAGUGGGUCGCCUUGCGCGUGUGGCGUGCAGAAAAGCAGGAGGACGGCAUAACAAAGGAGAGCUUUUCCGCUCAAAAUCUUACUCGUCCACACGGACGGAGUGCCGAGGGGCAACGGAACUUCGGAAGCACGUUUUGAGUGCGAGCGACACAUUUCCAGAUUUGCUGCUUGCUGCUGGUAAGAUGGAUCCUUCACCUCCACUGGACCAUCUUAGGCACACUUCAGGACACACUCCUCCACACCUGUAGUGUAACCGAGUGUCCUGGAUGUCACCCAGACUCACUGUCACCCACUCUGCUCUGACUAUGAAACCAUGAAGGCUGACACAUUCUACAUAGCUGUAGAGUUGGUGAUUGCCCUGCUGUCCAUCUCCGGCAACGUCCUUGUGUGUUGGGCUGUGGCCAUUAACACAACCCUGAAGAAUGCCACCAACUAUUUUCUGGUGUCUCUGGCAGUGGCAGACAUCCUGGUGGGCUGCCUGGCCAUCCCCUUUGCCAUUACCAUCAGCAUCGGUCUGCCCUCGGACUUCUAUGGAUGUCUCUUUAUGGCUUGUUUUGUCCUGGUCCUUACACAGAGCUCCAUCUUCAGCCUGCUGGCCAUAGCCAUUGACAGGUACCUGGCUGUCAAAAUACCCCUCAGAUACAACGAACUUGUGACGGGCAAGAGAGCCAGAGAGAUUAUCGCCAUCCUUUGGAUCCUGUCUUUCAUCAUCGGCCUUGUUCCAUUCCUGGGCUGGAACAAGAAGCACACAGUGUGUAGAAACAUGAGCAGCCCAGCAAACACAAGCAGCACCAGUCAGAGCUGUUAUCUCACAUGCUACUUUGAGACUGUGGUGGAUAUGCGCUACAUGGUCUACUUCAACUUCUUUGGCUGCGUGCUUUUGCCGCUGCUCAUCAUGCUGGCCAUCUAUGCUAAAAUUUUCAACGUGGCGCGCAAGCAGCUGCGCCAGAUUGAGCUCAAGUGCAUCAAUGGUGAGAACUCGCAUAGCCUUCUGCAACGUGAAUUCCGAGCAGCCAAGUCCCUCUCCAUUAUUGUGGGCCUGUUUGCUUUCUGCUGGCUGCCAGUCCACAUCCUUAACUGCCUCACACUCUUCUACCCUGUGCAGAAGUCCAAUUACAUCAUGUACCUGGCCAUCAUCCUGUCGCAUGCCAACUCUGCAGUUAACCCCAUCAUCUAUGCCUACCGCAUCCGGGACUUCAGGAACACCUUCCGGAAGAUUAUCUCCAGCCACUUCCUGUGCCGGAAGGAGGAGCUGUACCUUGGCUCUGGCAGUAGUUCACAAAAUCCUGAUGAAAUCCACAUGACCAUCGACCCUUUACUAUAGUAGAAGGGGAGGCCUCCACAAGUCUUGGUGUACUUUUCUUAAUGUCUUUCAGAAUUUGGUGAGAAAUGACUACAGAUCAGGAGGGUAAAAUGUGUAAAACGUGAAACACUGUGCACAAUGCUAGCAGCAGCUCUAGGCUUGGGAAAUUUUGUGGAUUUUGGGAUUUUUGUUAAUGUUUCUAAAAUCGGAUCGCUGUUCAACGCAAGAGGCUGAAAUGAACAUCCCAGACCAUGUAGACAUAUACAGUGACAACAGUAAUGGACCCAGCACAGAGCCCUGUGGUACACUAUACUGAACCGUAGUUGAGAUGGA